UGCCUGCCCCCCUCUCCCUCCCUCCCUCCCUCCCCGAGGAGGCGAUGCCGCUGCUCCAUCGGAAACCGUUUGUUCGACAGAAACCUCCGGUCGACCUGAAGCCGGACGAGCAAGUUUUCUACUGUAAAGUGACUAACGAGAUCUUCAGAGACUACGAUGACUUUUUUGAAAGGACAAUUCUUUGCAACAGUCUGGUGUGGAGCUGUGCUAUUACAGGCAAGCCAGGGCUGACUUACCAAGAAGCCCUUGAGUCAGAAAGCAGAGCCAGGCAGAAUCUCCAGAACUUCCCCGGGCCGCUGGUAGUGCCCAUCCUCUACUUGACUACCCUUACUCAUUGCUCCCGCCUUCAUGAACUCUGUGAUGACAUCUACACAUAUACUAAGGACCGUUACUUUGCUGGUGAAAUAAUUGAAGUAACUAAUACCAAUGGCACCAGGCAAACCUGCAAGAUUUUGGAGGUUGUCACCCCACCGGUGCAAAAUGGAACUGCAAACGGGCACAUAAGCAACCGAGCUGAAGAUGUUGUGAUUGUCAUCAGUGAUGAAAGCGACAAUGAGGAUGGGUCCACAAGCUCUGCGCAUGCUGGGAAGAAGAAAAGUAAGGUUGACGUGUCAUUGUUCAAAUACAAGGUGAAACCACUGAAAAGUGAAGGAAAUGAAAUCAUAAUAAAGGCUGCCCAGAUGAAUCGCAAGAAAAACGUCUAUUCCCGAGACAAACUGAAGCUUUUUCUCAAACAACAUUGUGAAUUGCGGCACUCUCUUCUCAAAGUCAAGUCCACUACAGCCACCAAAUACAAGCUUUCAGAGCAGAAUUUCUCCCACUUGUUCCCGGAUGAUCCACUCGCAUUUCCUUUCAGUCCCACCAGUAGAGGACGGGGACGGGUAGCCAAGCAUCGGGGAUCAUUCUCAAACUCACAAUCUGAUGGCGCUACAGAUGGUGAGGGAACUCCACAGUACAAGAACAAAUCUGCACGGGAAAUUGAAAGAUUGCGGAAACAUAGGGAAGAAAUGAAGGGAAUGGCAAAAAGGAGGAAAGAAGACGAAAUUGCAAGUGACUUAAAGAAAAGAAAGGCUGAGGUGUUAGAAGCUAAGAAAAAAGAAAAGGAGGAUAAGGAGAAGAAGAGAGAAGAAUUAAAGAAAAUAUUGGAGGAAGAGAAACUGAAAAGAAAAGAAGAAAAAGAACGACUAAAAUUGGAAAAGGAAAAGGUAAGAGAAAAACUGCGAGAGGAAAAGAAAAAAUAUGCUGAAUAUCUUAAAGAAUGGAAUAAGCCCCGCGAAGAUAUGGAAUGUGAAGACCUAAAGGAGCUUCCAUCUCCAAUGCCAGUGAAGACCAGGUUACCAUCAGAGCUUUUUGGGGAUGCACUAAUGGUUCUGGAGUUUUUGAAUGCAUUUGGAGAGCUGUUUGAUCUGCAGGAUGAAUUUCCAGAUGGCAUGACUCUAGAAAUGCUGGAAGAAGCACUUGUUGGGAACGACACUGAAGGACCACUAUGCGAGUUGCUGUUUUUUUUCCUGAGUGCAAUCUUUCAGGCACACGCAGAAGAGGAGGAGGAAGUGGCAAAGGAGCAGUUAAAAGAGGCUGAUACUAAAGAUUUAACUGAAGCUUUAGAUGAAGAUGCAGAUUCCACCAAAUGCGCAGUGUCUGCAGUUGCUGCAUUUGCAGCUGCGUGGCCCCAGCUUUACCAAGGCUGCACUUUGCGUGAUUUGGAUCUUGACAGUUGCACUCUCUCAGAAAUCCUCAGGCUUCACAUCUUAGCAGCAGGAGCAGAUGUGACACCCGCCAACGCAAAGUAUCGAUACCAGCAACAAGGUGGAUUUGACGCUACGGAUAAUGCCUGUGUGGAACUUAGACUCAAUAAUCCAGGCCUUUUGAAGAAACUAUCAAAUAUUCCAGUGUAUGAUUUGACAGCAGCGGACAAGCUGAAAUUACUGCAGGCACUUUGUGGACAACUGCUAACCCUGGUCUCCACCAGGGAUUUCAUUGAAGAUAAUGUGGAGAUCCUGAAACAAGCCAGGCAGGAAUUUAGGGAAUUGAAAGCUGAACAACACCGUAAGGAGAGAGAAGAGGCUGCAGCAAGAUAUCGCAAGAAAAAAGAGGAGCGACUGAAAGAACAGGAACAAAAAAUCAAGGAAAAGCACGACCAGUUAAAAGAGGAGGAGCAGAGAAAUUCUAAAGGCAAUGCAGUUGAAGAGGACGCAACUCAGGAAGAGCUUGAGACUAGCACUGAGAGCCGGGUGUCUGCACACAUAGACCGAGGGCACGACACGGCUACAGAGGAUGAAGAGGAAGUAGGACCAAGUAAAAGAGACCGAAAAGGCAGGAAAAGUCUAAAUGAGCUUAAAGAUACUCCGAGUCGUGAGGAGACUGAAGAAAGUGCGACGGAAAAGAGAGAGAUGUUAGCUCCAGAGGAGGAGGAAGUUUUCAAACGUGAGCAGCAAAGGAAGGAAAAGGAAAUGUGGGAAAAGAUUCAGAUCGCUUCGUCCUGCACCAAUAUUGUUCCUUUAGGACGUGACCGCCUGUACCGCAGAUACUGGGUCUUAAAUUCCGUACCAGGAUUGUUUGUGGAGGAAGACUUUGAGGGCUUGACAGAGGACAUGUUACAGCCCUAUCCUGUCAAAACUGCAAUUAAUAACGCACAGUCUCAGGGAAAUGCUAGACUGUCUGAUACAGCACCAGGUAGUGAAUCCUCCGAAAGCGGAGCUUCAGGGAAGGUGGAGCAACAGCCUGCUGAGCCACACAAUACAGACCUUUCUCAGGACCAAAACUCUUUUGUUUCUCCUUUGGAACCUUCGCAACCAUCUACCUCAAGCCAGGACCAAAUUCUUGAUGCCAGCUCGACAGAAGAAUUGCACAAACCAGUAAACAAACCGAAUAGAUGGUGCGUUUAUUCAUCACCAGAACAAUUAGACCAGCUAAUUGAAGCACUUAACUCAAGGGGAAAACGAGAGAGCUGUUUGAAAGAAUCCCUUCACCAGGAGAAAACCCGAUUAACCGAGAGACUGACUAAUUUUCCUGUGGAAAGAUUCAGCAUUCCAGAUAAAGUUCCAGUGGAGAGCAAGUCUGCACGAAAUUCUUUUAAAAGUGCUCACAACACAAAUGACGCUUCCCAGUUGUCUGCUGAGAAACAGCUUGAGCUACGAUUGAAGGAUCUACUUCUGGACAUUGAAGAUCGAACCUGGCAAGGAACCCUGGGGGGAAUAAAGGCAGUGGGAAGAGACGUGUGGAGGGCAGCUCUGGAGUCUGCACACUACGCAUUAUUAGGUGAAGCGAUUCCUACACAGAACGGUGUUCGAGUACUGGAGAAUGAUGUGAAAGAAAACGGAGCUAUGAAAAUUGAGAAUGAAGAGGCCAACGAUGGCAUGAAUAUUAAAUCUGGCUCGAAAGACAGGCUUUGUGAACUGAAGACUGAAGCAAGAAGCAUCGUAUCUACCAAUGCAAGUACACCACAGCCAGUAAAUCUUGUAGUGCGUUACCUGGCCAUCGCUUUGCUUCACUUGGAACGCGGGAUUGAGCGCAAGUUCCUGAAGCCUCCUUUAGGAGAAGCGGACGAGGUCAAGAAAGAACAGAAAGACAAGAAGAAGAAAGAUGAUAAGAAAAGGAGAGAUGACGAUCAAUCCAGUGAAAAGGAUGAUGCCAGUGACGGGGGUAAGGUGCAAAAGACGUUACUGGAUCGCUGGCGAGAGUCGCUUACGGCUUCUACUAGUUUAGCUCAGGUUUUCCUUCACCUAUCAACACUGGAUCGUAGCAUUUUAUGGGCUAAGUCUCUGUUGAAUGCUCGCUGUAAGAUCUGCCACAAGAAGGGGGAUGCAGAGAACAUGCUAUUGUGUGAUGGCUGUGACCGAGGACAUCAUACAUACUGCCUGAGACCAAAGAUUAAGACUAUUCCAGAAGAUGAUUGGUUCUGCCCUGAAUGUAGGCCAAAGCAACGGUUUCGCCGUCCAUCAGCCAGGCAGAGACCAGCGUUAGACAGUGAGGAAGAAGUGUUUGAAGAGUUGGAAGAAAUGGAAGAUGAGGAGGAGGAGAGCGAAGAGGAGGAAGAAACAGAGGUGGAAGAUGAUGAAACUGAAGAAGAGUAUGAAAUAGAAAGGCAACUACGAAGAGGAAGAACUCGGGUAAAACUUCAAGUUAAGAGCAAGAGCGGUAAAGGUAGCGCCACAACUGUAGCACAUGGUCAAGGUACCGAACCAAGAAGGUAUCCCUCUCGCAGCCGGUCAAACACCCCCAAACUAACUCUAUCUGGUGCUAAAAAACGACGUGGUAAAAAAGUGGGGCGACCAAAAUCUUUACCAAACGCUGAAGUGAAACCUUUGGCGAGACUGAGUGGACGUAUGAAGAAUAGUCGUUGGUCAGAAGGAUCUUUUAUUGAACUUGGUGUGCCUCGUCGUCGCCGGAGGUAUCGUAAAGCUGCAGCCAGAUCCCCGGAGUAUGGAGCCUCCACAUCCUGCCGUCUAAGAAGGCUCUCGGAUUUGGACAACUCUCAGGAAGAACCCGUCAGGAAGAAGAGGAAGUACACACGUCGCGUUGAGCAGACCACUCCUCCUCCACUGAUACAAUCCGGCAAAAGAGGAAGGAAACGAAAAUCUGCAGAUACAGUGGUCGAAGUAUUGAAAGUAACUGGAAAUAGGAGGAGCUCAGGUCGUAAUUCUGGCAUACAUGAGCUUUCUGUUUGUGAACAACUUAUUGUUGAUCUGGUACGACACGAAGACAGUUGGCCAUUCCUCAAGCUGGUAAACAAAGCCCAGGUUACGGAUUACUACGAUAUUAUUAAAAAACCAGUUGCCUUAAAUAUUAUAAGAGAAAAGCUAAACCGAUGUCAGUAUAAUUAUGCAUCGGAUUUUAUUGACGAUGUGGAAUUGAUGUUUACAAACUGUUUUGAAUACAAUCCUCGAAACACAAGCGAGGCAAAAGCUGGGAUGAAACUUCAAGCCUUCUUUCACAAUCAAGUCGAAAAACUGGGAUUGCCAGUGAAACCUGCCAAUGUGGACCAUCCACCACAACUUGCAGCUACUAAACGGUCAAGAAUUUAAGGUUAUUUAGUGGUAUCUUUUUAAAUGGGAACAUGUUAAAAAGUACGGUGUUCCUUUUGUUGAAAUGAAAAUCGGAAUCAUGCCACAGACUGCCUUGCCCAUCUAUAAACUGCAAUAACCUUUAUUUUACAACCUUGAAUGCAACCUGCACUGGACUUGAGUUCAUUCUAUUGUUAAGCACUCAGGAAAAUGUAGAGUGAAACUGCAUUUUGCUAUAACAAAUUUGUAGAGAUUUCAUAAUUUGUGUAUAUUGGAUACAGUACUGUUUUUCUGAAUGAUUUUUGUACUUUUCUGAAGUAACAUUCAUGCAUGGUAGUGUCUUCCAGCAGAAGCUUGGAUACUAUACUUUUUAUAAAUGUAAUUGCGAAGCCCUCCUUGCGUUCUCAUUUUGUAAAGAAAUAUUAAGUCCUUAAUUUGUUUAAGAAAACUCCAAUCACCAAGUCUCAAGUACAUCUUUUUGUUUUUUUAUUAACGAAAAAUGUGAAGGGUUUUUUAAAAAAAAAAGAAUGCUACACUACACGUGAGUGACUGAGGAUUACAUAUCAUUUCAGUACUGUAUAUGUUUUUGGCUGAUGAGAACUAUCAGUCUGCCAUGGAAUAGAGUAGAUAUUUAUUCAGUGUUGAAAACAAUUUGUGGGAUGUUGAAUUUCUCCUGUAUUUAUAAAAUCUGUAAUUGAAUGACACCUGGGGAGGGGGGAUAAGGGGAGUUGUGUUUUUUUCCCCUCUCGGCUUCAUUUUCUGAGUUUGUUUUGCGUUUUACACGUCCUUUCAAAUGACCAUUAAAACAUGUAAACCGCGAACCAAAUUGAUGUACGUUUCUGACAUUACCCACUUUUGAAUUUGAUAUUUGUUUUGUAAAAAUGACUUUGUCUUUCUCUUUGUAUAAAUAAAAGGUUUAAGUUGUCA
Callorhinchus milii (elephant shark) is the source of this 5930-nucleotide messenger RNA. It is a transcript of the gene baz1a, whose product is annotated as bromodomain adjacent to zinc finger domain, 1A. Bases 45 to 5024 code for a protein of 1659 amino acids. NCBI's taxonomy places the organism in Eukaryota, Metazoa, Chordata, Chondrichthyes, Chimaeriformes, Callorhinchidae. Gene Ontology annotation, molecular function: protein binding. The record is from RefSeq and is a predicted model, not a curated record. The transcript is spliced from 27 exons. Gene Ontology annotation, biological process: chromatin remodeling.